Mugil cephalus (flathead mullet) is the source of this 2687-nucleotide messenger RNA. RefSeq names its product tripartite motif-containing protein 16-like. Gene Ontology annotation, molecular function: zinc ion binding. Bases 153 to 1748 code for a protein of 531 amino acids. NCBI's taxonomy places the organism in Eukaryota, Metazoa, Chordata, Actinopteri, Mugiliformes, Mugilidae. The record is from RefSeq and is a predicted model, not a curated record. The transcript is spliced from 2 exons.
GCAUUGAAGAUGGGUCGAACCAACAUGUGUUGAAGUGUGAGAGCUGAUUGGCUCCAUUCACUGUAGAGUCACAUGUUGUUGAGAUCAGAGCACAGACUAGAGUCACUUCUAGGAAACAGAAACUCACUCGGUCGUCGACACUGAGAGGAGAAAUGGAGCAAAAAGGAGUUCAUCUGGACAGAGAAACCUUCUCUUGUUCCAUCUGUCUGGAUCUACUGAGGGAUCCUGUGACUACUUCCUGUGGACACAGCUAUUGCAUGAACUGUAUUAAAAGCCACUGGGAUGGAGAAGACCAGAAGGGAAUCUACAGCUGCCCUCAGUGCAGGAAGACUUUCAUACCGAGGCCUGUCCUGGAGAAAAACACCAUGUUAGCAGAGUUAGUGGAGCAGCUGGAGAAGACUGGAUUCCAAGCUGCUCCAGCUGAUCACUGCUAUGCUGGACCUGAAGAUGUGGCCUGUGAUGUCUGCACUGGGAGGAAGCUGAAAGCCUUCAAGUCCUGUCUGGUCUGUCUGGCCUCUUACUGUGAGAAACACCUCCAACCUCACUACGAUGCAGCUCCAUUAAAGAAACACAAGCUGGUGGAUCCCUCCAAGAAGCUCCAGGAGAACAUCUGCUCUUGUCAUGAUAAGAUGAUGGAGAUUUUCUGUCGUACUGAUCAGCAGAGUAUCUGUUAUCUCUGCACAAUGGAUGAACAUAAAGGCCAUGAAACAGUCCCAGCUGCAGCAGAAAGGACUGAGAAGCAGAAGGAGGUGGAGGUGAUGCUACAAAACAUCCUGCAGGGAAUCCAGGAGAGAAAGAAAAAUGUGGAGCUGCUUAGACAGGAGCUGAAGGCCAUCAAAGACUCUGCUGAUAAAACAGUGGAGGACAGUAAGGAGAUCUUCACUGAGAUGAUCCGUCUCCUCCAGAAAAGAAGCUCUGAUGUGGAGCAGCUGGUCAGAUCCCAGCAGCAAACUGAAGAGAGUCGAGUCAAAGAUGUUGAGGAGAAGCUGGAGCAGCAGAUCACUGAGCUGGAGAGGAAAGGCUCCGAGCUGAAGCAGCUCUUAAACACAGAGGAUCACAACCAGUUUCUACACAACUACCCCUCACUGCCACCACCCAGUGAGUCUACACACUCAUCCAGCAUCAAGAUUCGUCCUCUGACGUACUUUAAGGAUGUGAAAGCAGCUGUGACAGAGACCAGAGAGAAACUACAGGACAUUCUGAGAGAGACAUGGACAAACAUCUCAGUGACAGUGACUGAAGUGGGUGUUUUACUGCCACAACCAGAGCCAAAGAGCAGAGAUGAAUUCUGGAAAUAUUCACAUGAAAUCACACUGGAUCCAAACACAGCAAACACACAUCUGUUAUUAUCUGAGGGAAACAGAAAAGUAACAAGAAUGAAUCAACCUCAGUCUUAUUCUGAUCAUCCAGACAGAUUCACUUAUUGGAGACAGGUCCUGAGUAGAGAGAGUCUGACUGGACGUUGUUACUGGGAGGUGGAGUGGAGAGGAAGAGAAAGAGGAGUUCAUGUAGCAGUCGCAUACAAGAAUAUGAGCAGAGCAGGGAACUUAGAGGAAUGUGGAUUUGGAGGUCCUGUUUCCUCCAGAGUAGGAGUGUACCUGGAUCACAGAGCAGGUCUUCUGUCUUUCUAUAGAGUCUCUGAAACCAUGACUCUCCUCCAUAGAGUCCAGACCACAUUCACUCAGCCUCUCUAUGCUGGACUUGGUCUUUUUCCUGGAUCCUCUGCUGAGUUGAUUAAAGUCAAAUAGACAGAAGUCUCUUCAGGGACAGUUGGUUAAAAUGUGUCUUCUAGCCUCCAGGUGGUUUGGUCUCCAUGGUUGUAGCUGAGAGCUCAUUGUUGUGUCGUGUCUUCAUUGCUCAGAGAUCAGCUGUCCAUCACACUUUGUGGGCGGUACUUUGUCGUCUCCUGCUUUGUUGUUUGCUUGAUGUUGGACUGUGUUUGGGUUUUCUCCUUCCUGUGUCUGUUUAGCCACGGAGGCUCUCACUGCUCACCAUGACUUUGAUUCACAUAAACUGACAUUUGUCCACAUGACAAUCUGAACUUGUCUGAGCUCUGGACGUCUCAUCAACAUUUUUGUUGAUGUGUUUGUAUGUUGUUGUUUCUAAACUCACUGAACAAGAGUCAUUGAUCAGACUUUACUGAUUUAAUGGGGAACAAACUGAAGCUUCACAUGAUGAAUAAAGCUGCUGUUUGUCACACAUGAACAAAUGACCGUCUCCUGUCUUGAUGGGAUCUCAAACAAAGCUCUUGUAGAAAAUGUGGAGCUAAGGUGAGGAGACUUUGACUUAGACAGACUUUAAUGAUUCACAAGGGAAAUUACUUUGUCACAGGAGCAUCGUUGCACACAAAAGUAACACUCUUAAUAAUGGAGUUAACAGUCACACAACUGAAAUUACAAACCUCUGCCAGAUGGAGGAGCUAUAAGAUUAUUUUCUGAAGUCAAACUGAAUCUUGGAUGAAGUUUCACAAUAAGACUAAUUUUUAGUAAUUUUGGGGUUUUCAGUAUUUUUUUUAAUUCAGUUUAUAUGUUUUUCAACACUGAAACUCUCGUAGGCUAAUGUGAUAAUGUGAUGGACCAAAGUAUCUGAAAAAUGCCGAAAUGUUCACCAUCAAACUUCACCACUUACUGCAUUUAGAGUCUAGUGGAACAAAAUAUGUUUAACUUAGAACAGGAAGUGAAUUUUAU